Messenger RNA from Suillus clintonianus, 846 nucleotides. RefSeq lists its product as uncharacterized. The annotation marks the transcript as partial. The transcript has 4 exons. NCBI's taxonomy places the organism in Eukaryota, Fungi, Basidiomycota, Agaricomycetes, Boletales, Suillaceae. The record is from RefSeq and is a predicted model, not a curated record.
AAAAUUGACGAUAAAGUAAAUGCCCUAUAUAUUGCGGAAGUUAUUCAACGUGUCUGGGAUAACGAAACAAAAAAACCAGAGAUGCUAGACGAGGACUACACUCGCAGCGUCAUCACCACGAUUGCAAAAUCAUACUGGAGAAACUUAAGUCAGCAAGUUUCUAGCCACUUGUCGCCUGAGAAGACAGAAAAGCUUACCAACAAGCAAAUCAAUUCUCGUCGUCGUGGACGACGUCAAACUGCGGCAAAUCAUCGCCACGAAGCUGUUCCGGAGUUUGAGAGAUCCUAUGAACACCAAGGGUCAGUUGCGCUGAUUGACACAGACUACGGAUCAGACAUCCUGUCAUACGACGAGGCUAAGCUGAGCACUGACACGAAGGACCGUCGCAAGGACCAAGGCCAAGGCAAGACAAGUUGCAGAGUUGUUGGGUUAGAGUGGCAAUCAAUAGACUAUGUAGCAUUUCUCCGCAUGUUAGAUGAGAUACAUAGGUGUGGUGGAGGAGCCAAUACGCAGGACAGAUCUACGGAGCCUUCAGCAAAGCGCCACAAGCUAGCCAAGGGCAGGGGAAAGGGAAAGGAAACACUCAAGAUGACCUUCGACGCACAUCCCUCUGAUAUGAGUCAUCGUCUCCCCAAGUCGGGGAAGUCCACGGCCCUCUUAAAUACCAUGGUCGAUGCAGUGUGGUUGGAGAGGCACAAAGAAGAGGUAAAGGUGGUUGAAGGUGCAGAGUGGCCAAAGGAGUUUCGUAAAAAUGAGCGUGAGGAAGACCUGGCAUUAGAAGAUAAGAAAUACCUCGCUGAGUUGGAAGAGUGGCAGGCGGAUGAGGAGGAUAACACGGAUGAGUAG